AUGCUUUGGCUGUUUCGUGGAAAUAUUGUUAUAGUGUUGACGGUUCUGUUGUGCGUUUCAGUCAUCCCGGCAUGUUCUUCACUGUACGGUCCUCAGGACGAUGUGGUGGAGUUGACGUCUGCAAAUUUUCAAAAUAAGGUCAUUAAUGGUGAUGAAUUAUGGGUAGUCGAAUUUUAUGCGCCAUGGUGUGGGCAUUGCAAGAACCUCGCUCCAGAGUACAAGAAGGCUGCAUCGGCCCUUAAAGGAAUUGCCAAGGCAAAUUCCACCUCCGUUGGCGCUGUUGAUAUGACGCAGCACCAGUCCGUCGGAAGUCCCUACAACGUCCAGGGUUUCCCCACUAUCAAGAUAUUUGCUGCUGACAAGAAUAAACCCUCUGACUACAAUGGGGCAAGGACAGCACAGGCUAUCGCAGACGCUGUUCUUGAUGCGGCGAAGAAAGUUGUGUCUGCUCGUCUUGGCGGAAAGAGCUCUAGAGGUUCAGGAGGAUCAGCAGGUCGUGGUGGUAGCGGAGGAGGAAGUGAUGUUGUCGAACUUACCGAUGAAAACUUUGAGAAGCUUGUAUUGAAAAGCAAGGACAUUUGGCUUGUUGAAUUUUUUGCUCCAUGGUGUGGACAUUGUAAGAAUCUCGAGCCACACUGGAAGGCGGCUGCCUCGCAACUCAAGGGUAAAGUUAAGCUUGGGGCUCUCGAUGCAACCGUCCACACAGUUAUGGCAAACAAAUUUGGAAUUCAUGGGUACCCUACGAUUAAAUACUUCGCUCCUGAUUCUGAUGCAAGUGAUGCUGUUGAAUAUGAUGGAGACAGAACAACUGCAGGAAUUGUGAGCUGGGCCACUUCCAAGGCAUUGGAAAACCUUCCACCUCCAAAAGUGGUGGAAGCUACCGUGCAAGAUGUCGUUGAAGAACAGUGUAAGGAGAAGCAGUUAUGCAUUUUUGCUUUCCUCCCUCAUAUUCUCGAUUGUCAAUCAAAAUGUCGCAACAAUUACCUCAAUCUUUUGCAAGAAAUGGGAGCAAAAUAUAAGAAGAAUGGCUGGGGAUGGAUUUGGGUAGAAGCUGCUGCUCAAAGCGAAUUAGAGGAAGCAUUUGGAGUAGGAGGAUUUGGUUAUCCUGCAAUGGUUGCUAUGAAUUAUAGGAAGAUGAAAUUUGCCAUGCUUAAAGGAUCAUUCGGUAGUGAUGGCAUUAACGAAUUCCUGCGUGAUCUCAGUUAUGGGAAAGGACAAACAGCACCUGUAAAGGGCGCUGUUUUUCCCAAAAUCAUCAAGAUUGAGCCAUGGGACGGCAAGGAUGGCCAACUUCCCGUUGAGGAGGACGUUGAUCUCUCUGAUGUCGAUCUUGACCGCACAGAGCUGUAG
Angiostrongylus costaricensis is the source of this 1350-nucleotide messenger RNA. Lineage: Eukaryota; Metazoa; Nematoda; Chromadorea; Rhabditida; Metastrongylidae. The record is from the annotation of a GenBank genome assembly.